Molecule: messenger RNA, 283 nt
Organism: Ambispora leptoticha
Lineage: Eukaryota; Fungi; Glomeromycota; Glomeromycetes; Archaeosporales; Ambisporaceae
Source: the annotation of a GenBank genome assembly
UAAUAACACCACCACUUCCAUGACUAAUGACAAUAACCCCUCCGAGACCUAUUAUGUCCCCCCAACACCGCCCAAUCCAAGACCUAGCCAAAGGACAUCUAAUUCCAAUCGUCAACGUAGAAAUGAUUCGACCUAUGACCCCAGAGAAGAUGAUGACUAUAACGUUAAUGAAGGCAGACCCUUGGAUAAUUUUUCUGAAGAAUAUUCAGAAUGGUGUGAGGAAAAUGAUUCCAAUGAGUAUGAGAAUCCUGGACAACGACAAGAAAGGCUAAAUCAAAAUUAA